AAAAUAAUUUUUUUAUAUUACUUUUUGAGAGGGAGAAAAUAAUUUUAUAUGAUUUCAACAAUCAUUUAAAAAAUGUGAAAUCUUAUCAUAGUUAAGAGGAGGGAAUCAAUAAAUUCAGGAGUCGUACAUAGUAGAUUAAGAUGAGCUUUCUUCUGGAGUUGUCAAUUUGGGGAUUGUUUUAAAAUGGAUUUAGCAAAGCAAAAAAGUUAACCUUUGACCUUGUUAGUGUCUUGGAUUUCAGGAUCCCUUUUUUAGUGUAUCCUAUGCACCACAGACAACUAACGGAAAAAAGAUCUUUAACUGAUACAAAUUUUACGUUUGGUAUAUGAGAGUGGCUACAACUACAUGCAAGAAUUUAAUAAUUAGAGUGGGUUUGUAAGUUAAAUAUAUUUACUAUAAGAAAGAGAGCAAGAGAGAUGUGGCGGUCAUGAGUUUUUACGACCCUUGGCUUUACGGUCGACGUUGAUUACCUUCUGCUUCAUUUCCAUGCAAUGGCCUGCAAGAUUCACAGUCAGACAUAUAGCACACCGGUUGAGAAGCUGUUCCAGUUUGAAGGAGGUGGAGUCAUGGUACGGCUUGUUGCUCAAGAACGGCACAGCCCAAGAUUGCUUCUUGAUGAAUCAAUACAUCACUGCUUGUUCCCACCUCCACGCUAUAGAUUCAACAAUUUUCGCCUUCGCUCAGAUGGAAAAUCCUAAUCUAUUCGUCUAUAAUGCAAUGAUCGGCGCCUUUGUACACUACUUUCGCCCGCUUGACGGUUUGUGGUAUUAUGUGCUUAUGUUGAGGAAUGGCAUACGUCCGAGUAGUUAUACAUUUCCUGCUGUAAUUAAGAGCUGUAGAGUUUUAUCUUUUGUGGGAGUUGGUACAAGUGUUCAUGGUCAGGUUUUGAGAACUGGGUUGCCGCUGCACGUUCAUGUUCAAACUGCGUUGGUCGAUUUUUAUUCCAGUUUGGGUAGGAUUCUUGAGUCCACGAAGGUGUUCGAUGAAAUGCCUGAAAGGGAUGGUUUUGCUUGGUCAGCAAUGAUCUCCGCUCAUGCUCGUGCUGGAGAUUUGGAUUCUGCAAAGAGGGUGUUUGAUGAGAUGCCAGAAAACAAUACUGCUACAUGGAAUACUUUAAUUCAUGGUUAUGUGGAAGCAGGAGAUGUGGAGUCCGCGGAGGAGUUAUUCUGCAGGAUGGUUAAAAGAGAUGUGAUUUCUUGGACGACCAUGAUCAAUUGUUACUGUAAACACAAGCGAUACAGAGAAGCCGUAGAACUUUUUCGUGAAAUGAAGAGUACUGAAAUUAGACCUGAUGAAGUCACCAUGUCAACUGUAAUAUCUGCUUGUGCACAUCUCGGGGCUCUGGACCAAGGGAAGGAGAUGCAUUUGUAUGUUAUGCAAACCAGGUCUAAUAUUGAUGUUUAUAUAGGAUCUGCAUUGAUUGAUAUGUAUGCCAAGUGCGGGUUGUUGGAGAGAGCACUUUUAACGUUCUUCAAAUUACAGGAGAAAAAUCUCUUCUGUUGGAGUUCUAUGAUUGAUGGCCUUGCAUUUCAUGGAUAUGCAGAAGAAGCAUUGUCAAUGUUUGACAAAAUGGAGGAGGAGAACAUUGAGCCAAAUAGUGUUAUCUAUGUCAGUGUUCUUGCAGCUUGUACUCAUGGUGGUUUGGUUGAAGAAGGUAAACGGAGAUUCCUUGAAAUGACAAGCAGAUAUUUUAUCCUUCCUGGGAUUGAGCACUAUGGGUGCAUGGUUGACCUUUUAUGCAGAGUCGGUUUGCUGGAAGAAGCACUAGGCUUGAUAAGAAGCAUGAGAAUGCAACCCAAUUCUGUUAUUUGGGGUGCUUUGUUAGGUGGUUGUAAGCUUCACAAGAACUUAGAGAUUGCUCAAGUUGCUGUGGAUAGAUUAAUGAUUUUGGAACCAAAUAAUAGUGGAUAUUAUACCCUUUUGAUCAACAUGUAUGCUGAAGCAAAUAGAUGGAGUGAAGUGGCAAGGAUUAGGGCAAUCAUGAAGGACCGUGGAGUGCUGAAGAUAUGGCCUGGCUCAAGUUGGAUUGAAGUGAAAAAGAAGAUGCACCAGUUUGCUGCUUGUGAUAAUUAUCAUCCAGCAUCAGAAGAGAUUUACUCAGUGUUGGAUGUGUUAGAUUUGCAACUUAAGCUCUUUGGUUAUGAACCUUAUUUGGAUUUUGUCCUGUAAAGGAUUGUGGAAGCGGAGGACCUGAGAUUAUGCUGUUUUGGGUGAUA
Molecule: messenger RNA, 2216 nt
Organism: Sesamum indicum (sesame)
Lineage: Eukaryota; Viridiplantae; Streptophyta; Magnoliopsida; Lamiales; Pedaliaceae
Product: pentatricopeptide repeat-containing protein At1g06143
Biological process (GO): RNA modification
Molecular function (GO): protein binding; RNA binding
Source: RefSeq, a predicted model, not a curated record